Messenger RNA from Mesitornis unicolor (brown roatelo), 1796 nucleotides. RefSeq names its product UV radiation resistance associated (gene UVRAG). The annotation marks the transcript as partial. Gene Ontology annotation, cellular component: lytic vacuole; endosome. Lineage: Eukaryota; Metazoa; Chordata; Aves; Mesitornithiformes; Mesitornithidae. The record is from RefSeq and is a predicted model, not a curated record. Gene Ontology annotation, molecular function: SNARE binding. The transcript is spliced from 9 exons. Gene Ontology annotation, biological process: SNARE complex assembly.
GCUUCACAGAGCUCAGUGUGCAAUUAAACAGACUCAGGUAACUGUUCAGAAGAUAGGAAGGGAGAUUGAAGAAAAGCUGAGAUGUACCUCUACAAGCAACGAACUGAAAAAGGAGAGUGAAUGUUUACAGUUGAAGAUCCUGGUGCUACGUAAUGAACUGGAGAGGCAGAAGAAGGCCCUUGGUCAAGAAGUAGCCUUGUUGCAUAAGGAAAAAAAUACUCUGCUUGACAGAGAAAAUGCAUUUGAGACUGAACACCAGAAACUUCAAGACCAUAAUGAAUCCCUGCAUGAAUUAAGAAAGGAAUGCACUGCUAAGAGAGAACUGUUUUUGAAGAUAAAUGCCCAGCAGACUAUUCGAUGCAAGCAAUUGCUGUCGGAGCUAUCUUAUAUCUACCCUAUAGAUCUGAAUGAUCAGAAGGAUUACUUUGUUUGUGGAGUCAAGCUUCCUAAUUCUGAAGACUUUCAAGCAAAAGAUGAUGGAAGCAUUGCUGUUGCCCUGGGCUACACCGCUCACUUGGUUUCAAUGAUUUCAUUCUUCUUGCAAGUGCCACUCAGGUAUCCUAUAAUUCACAAGGGCUCCCGGUCUACAAUCAAAGAUAAUAUCAAUGACAAACUGACGGAGAAAGAGCGAGAAUUUCCUUUAUAUCCAAAAGGAGGGGAGAAGCUUCAGUUUGAAUAUGGAGUCUAUCUUCUCAACAAAAAUAUAGCACAGCUUAGAUAUCAACAUGGGCUGAGUACUCCGGAUCUAAGGCAAACUCUUCCUAACCUGAAAAACUUCAUGGAGCUUGGGCUAAUGGUUAGAUGUGAUCGACAUCAUACAUCCAGUGCAAUUCCCGUUCCAAAGAGACAGAGCUCUAGCUUCGGCAGAUUGGAUAUUGGCUUUUCCAGUGGGCUUCCUUCUCCAGAUAAAGGACUCCGAGAACGAGCCAACACAGGAAACGAAAGACUACAGUACAAAACCCCUCCUCCCAGUUACAACUCUGCUUUAACACAGCCCGUUGCCAUCACAGCCCGUGUAGGAGAAUUAGAGAAAAAACCUGGAUCAAUAUCUUCCUCCUUGGAUACCUCUCUGGACUCCUCGAAAGGAAAUGCCAAGAAAGGCGAGGACCUGAGCAGCAGUUUAAAUGGAGAAAACGGGAGCCUAAACAAUCCGCGAGAUCAACAGGAGUCUUUUCUAGGACAUACAAGUGCAAUAAAUGGGGCAUUUGUGCCUGGUGAGUGCUCUGGCACCACCAGCAGCGAGCAGCCCUGUGAGUUCCGUCCCUUGCUCGGCCCCGUCCUUUGCUGCACCGUGGAGCAGGCAGAGGAGAUCAUGGGGAUGGAAGCAACAGGCUUCAGCGCGGGAGAUCAGCUAGAAGACUUUAACUCCAUCCCGGUGGAACACGCCGUGGCCGUGGAGUGUGAUGAACAAGUCCUAGGGGAGUUUGAGGAAUUCUCUCGAAGGAUCUAUGCACUGAAUGAAAACAUGUCCAGCUUCCGCAGACCGCGUAAAAGUUCGGACAAGUGAGAUUGGACAGGGAUUUGGUAGCAGACAUUGAGGUGAAAUCAGUGAUCUGGAAUAGAGAUAAAAUUGCACUUAUUCUUUAUAUUAAUUAUAAAAAAAUAAAAAAGCUAAAGCUAUUCCUAUGGUGUUAGACAAAUGGACUUGAGCACGAUAACACAGGCUCAUGGUAUAUUCACAGGCCACGUAAAUUUUGAUUUUUUGCUUCCAGUCCUCUUAUGUCUGGUAUUUAUAAUCUGUUGAAAUAUUAUUUUUUUUUUUAGGCAUUGAGAUCCAUUUAUAAAAAGCUUUCCUG